AUUCAUUUGUUUCUCGGAAAACAGAUACGUCGAAACUGAUAUGGGUGAAUGUCAUUAUUCUAAGAAACGAUCGUUACUUCACGAAGUUAAGGAGCAUCAAGAAUGAAGAUUAUCGAGUUUUACAUCCCAUUCUUUAUAUGUUUCGUGCCAGCUCUGGUAACAGGUUUAAGCACCAUCCAACCGAGACAAUCCAGUGCUACAACGACAGAGGGGGCAAGUUUUCUCUUCGAAUGGGAUUUUCAUCUUCAAGAUGAGGACAAAAUAGAACUAACAGGGUUCAUUUUUGGUCUUUGGGUGAAUGGGUAUACCACGCAUUAUCUUAUGACGGUAACCAAGGAGGGAAGAGUGAUUCAUAAUCCUCAGUUGAGCAAGAAACUUCCUAGUUACGUCGGGCGAGUCACUUGGGCAGGAAACAUAUUAAAAUCGUAUUUGGCCUAUAAGUUGGAGAAUCUGACUUACUCGGAUAGCAACACAUACGGAUGUCAAAUUGACGUGGGAGGUUUCCGACGAACAAUUCAUUCUAUGAUCACUUUAAAUGUCCAGGCGAUAAAUACAUCAAAGACACCUGAACUGAGUGUCUCUUCCAUAUGGGUCCAUACUCCCAAUGCUACAUCGAGCACAUUUGUUCCAUUAUUAAAAGGAGGACCUCCAGCUGUAGUAAGACUUCCUUUCCACGACAUUGACAUCAAUGACACGAGGUUUUUAUGCACCUGGGAAUACCCUAAAGACAAUAAUGGAGCCAAUAUAACUAUGUUUACCGUGUUGUAUCGCCCAUUACUUCGGGAAAAAUGGUCUAAAGUGAAUGUUACACAAAACAGAUACUCAGUUAGACUGAAUUGCUGCUUGACAUACGAGAUUAUGGUAACAGCUUGGAAUAAGAAGGGUCAGAGCUCUUUUGAUCCUAGAACAGCAGCAAGGGUCACAGUUCUCAAAGGAGCAACUGCUUCCCCUAAGAGUGUCCUGGAAAAUGCAACAGCCCGAAGUGUAACAACUUUGAAUUCAAACAUUUUGGUGUCAAAUGGGAAAGCCGGCUCCGCGAAGUCAAAGUGGGAAUUAGGGGUUGAGUACUUACCUUACCUGUCAGUCCUUGCCAUUCCUGCAUUUCUUUGGGCUGUGACUUCCAAGCUCCGAAGGAGAACUGGAGUGAAUAAAAUCUCAGCAAACGAGAAUGGAACAGUAAUGCAAUACCAGCGGGUAGAAGCUGAAACAGUGCCGAUGGAUCCGGUUCCGUCCUGGGAGUUUCGGAAGGAAGACUUGGAGAUUGAUAGAGUAGUUGGCCACGGUGCGUUUGGAGUGGUCUCCAAAGCCUACGCUCGAUAUCUGCAGGGCUACUCAGAAUGGACAGUUGUGGCAGUAAAAAGCUUGCAGGAGGAUGCGAAGGAAAGUGAAAGAGAAGAUCUGUUGUCUGAAUUAAACCUUUUAAAGAGGCUGAAACCUCAUCCACAUGUAAUAAAACUUUUGGGUUGCAUCACAGAAGAAAAAGAAACCCCAUAUGUAAUCAUUGAGUAUGUACCUUACGGAGAUCUUCUCGGUUAUCUUCGGAGAAGUCGAGGGUUGCACGACUGUUACUACGAAUAUCCCGAGAUAAAACCAACGACGAACCUAACUUCAGAGCAGAUCAUAACGUUCGCCUGGCAGAUAGCUGACGGCAUGCAGUAUAUCUCAUCUAAAAGGAUCAUCCACCGAGACCUAGCAGCAAGGAAUGUAUUAGUUGGUGAUAACCUCAGAUGCAAGAUUACAGAUUUUGGAAUGGCUCGCGAUGCUGAUAUGAAAGAUAUUUAUGUACCACGUAAUCAGGGCCGAAUUCCUGUUAAAUGGACAGCAAUUGAAGCAAUGUCUGGAAGGAUGGAGUACUCAACGAAAAGUGACGUGUGGAGUUUUGGAAUCGUUCUAUACGAGAUUUGCACCAUUGGCGCUGAACCUUAUCCAGGAAUAAGUCCGUAUGACAUUCCAAGAGUAUUACAAGAGGGGUAUAGAAUUCCUAAACCUGAUUAUUUUAAGGAUGAGUUAUAUAAUAUCAUGCUGAAUUGUUGGGAAACAGACCCUGAAAUAAGACCGUCAUUUGAGUCAUUGCGCUCUUCCAUCAGAGGAUUACUGAAGGCUAAUCAGAAUUAUGUCAACAUACAAGACUGCCUUGAAACUCACCAAAGUAAAAUUAGUUUAUGACAGUCAAAGUGGCUCUUAGAGUAAAGAUGAGACAAUUUCCGAUUUCCUACUGGGCCGCUGGUUUACAUAUCAUAAUACUGAAUAUUAAUUCUUAGAAAGAACUGGCAUAGAUACCGUCGUCUUUCAGCGUCUGUGAAGGACAUCCACGUACCAGCUCGUAUCCACUAGCGAGGCACCACUGGUAUCAAAAGAACGUCCACGCUCAGAGAAAUAGCAUCUUGAUUAUGCCACAAAAGUUCACUUUAGUCACGGGAACCAUACCACAUCAAAUAAAAAGCACAAUUACUUGAAUGUCCCAAAUGCCAAAAGAUUUUCAUUUUUUUAACAUAGUAUGAGCUCUACUUUCUACGCUUCAAAAUGGUCAGUUCUGUCGGCAAGAUUUUAAAAAAAGCACCCAACACGAUUGUAUUUACUAGUGAUCUCUUAAUUGUGAGUGACGUAGUUUACGUAAGAUAUUUGGUUCUGGUUUUCUUUAAAGUAAAUGGAAAACGGACUACCGACUUAUUUGAUGCCUGACUACAAUUGAGGCGGUCGUCUGAGUCCCCCCUGCGUGAGGUCUUACAGCAAUUUUUAACAUGUAGUUACUGCCGUUUCUAACAUUGUGAAGUCUCUUUUAUUCGCUAGUAUGGGUGAUCGAAUGUCUGAUUCCGAGUGCAAUUUAAAUCAAGUAAUCGUGGUUUUAUAGCCACCCGAAAGAAGUGAAUAAAGAAAAAGGAUCCGUUCUGUAAAUAAUAAUUUAUUUGUUAUGAGUAAUUGUUGUAAAUAUAAGCUUCGAGAGAUUUCCAGAUUUCUUAGUCAUGCUGACUUGCAUGCCAUAAAACUAUCCAGAACAUUUCAUCAAGUCACGCAUUUAUUAAGUAAUACUACUAAAAUAGUUCUUAUGUAAGCUUCUGGAAUGUUCCAGAACACUUUGCGAAUAUAUAUAAAGACUCACUUAUGUAGCAGUAGCAGUGGUUGUUGUUGUUGUUGGAGCGACGACUGUUUUGAAAGCUAGCUCAAGCGGAAGAUAGCUCACCUCAAGGAACUUUGGAGACAGCAGUGAGAUUUUGUCAGUGGUGAGCUAGGAUAUAGACUGUAGUGGGCUUGAUUAGUUUAUUAACGACAAGUAUUGUACUGCUUUAAGGAGUCGAUCCUUGUUAAGAACAUUACUCGCUGUUUAAUAAAGUAGUUUAGUUUUUGGGAUUGUAGUGUUUUUCUGUCGGUUAGAUUUUACCGAAAUGUACUAGACUUAGUUAUCAUUGCUACCAAUUAUAAUACAGUAGGCGAUCGAUAACAGAUGAAUUUGUGAAGUGGAUCAUCCACUGAAAAUAAUAAUUAAAAUGAUAUGAAAUUUUCCUUCAUCAUGAUUCGUAUAUACAAUUCGAUCGCCUGUGGAAUAAAAUUAAUGAACUUUCAAAAUA
Pocillopora verrucosa is the source of this 3566-nucleotide messenger RNA. Lineage: Eukaryota; Metazoa; Cnidaria; Anthozoa; Scleractinia; Pocilloporidae. The record is from RefSeq and is a predicted model, not a curated record.